AAGGGGGAUGGAUGCCCGCGGGAGAGGGCAGGGGCCGAUGCUGCUCAGGAGCUCGCCUGGUGCCCGCCAGCCCUCCCGCUGCCCUUGCCCAGCUCCUCCUCCUGCAGGUGCGCACAGCGCUGCCCGGCCUGUGCCGCCGCCGCUGCGCACUGGAGGGAAGGGGCCCGGGCUGCCGCCGCCGCCUGCGGGGAGGAGGCAGAGGAGAAGCUCCUCCUGCCCAGCCGCUGCCGGCCCCUCAGUCCCGCUGUGCUAGCGCGGUGCGGGCAGCCCGGCCGCGGCGGUUCCUUGGCUUCGCCUGGCUCCCCAAGCCACGGAGACCGCGGGGGGACUCCCGCCCGGCGCGUGAGAGACGGCACCCGGCCGGGGCUGGUGCAGAGCCGCAGCCGCUUUGUGUCGCCCGGGGAGCUGUAAUGUUUUCCUCUUCCUCCACAAGAUUUUAAGUAUUGAGAUUCUGAAGAACAAACGUGAAGGAUGCCGUCUGAGAGGUGCCUCAGUAUUCAAGAAAUGCUGACAGGUCAGAGGCUUUGCCAAUCCAGUUCACAUAAUGAUGCUGUCUUGGCAGCCCUGAACCAACAAAGAAGUGAUGGUGUACUCUGUGACAUCACCCUCAUUGCAGAAGAACAGAAAUUCCAUGCCCAUAAGGCAGUACUUGCAGCAUGCAGUGAUUAUUUCCGAGCAAUGUUCAGUCUCUGUAUGGUUGAAAGUGGAGCUGAUGAGGUGAAUUUGCAUGGUGUCACAAGCCUAGGUUUAAAGCAGGCCCUGGACUUUGCAUACACUGGACAGAUUUUGUUGGAGCCAGGAGUAAUCCAGGAUGUGCUAGCAGCUGGUAGUCACCUGCAGCUGUUGGAGCUCCUCAGUUUAUGUUCUCACUAUCUCGUCCAGGAAUUAAAUAGCUUUAAUUACUUGGACCUGUAUAAGCUCGCUGACCUCUUUAACCUCACUUUGCUGGAGAAAGCAGUGGUUGACUUCUUAGUUAAACACCUCUCUGAGCUGUUGAAGAGUCACCCGGAGGAAGUCCUGGCUCUCCCAUACUGUCUCCUUCAAGAGGUCCUGAAGAGCGACCGACUCACUUCUCUUAGCGAAGAGCAAAUCUGGCAGCUAGCUGUGAGGUGGUUGGAACACAACUGCCGCUAUCAGUACAUGGAUGAACUUCUCCAGUAUGUCCGCUUUGGCCUUAUGGAUGUGGAUACACUACAUACUGUAGCCCUUCCUCAUCCUCUUGUCCAAGCUAGUGAAACUGCGACUGCACUUAUUAAUGAGGCCUUGAGAUAUCACCAGAGCAUCUAUGCACAGCCAGUUUGGCAGACCAGACGGACGAAACCUCGCUUCCAGUCGGACACUCUUUACAUUAUCGGUGGGAAAAAACGUGAGAUCUGUAAAGUAAAAGAACUCCGGUACUUCAAUCCACUAGAUCAGGAGAAUGUUCACAUCGCAGGGAUUGCAAACUGGAGUGAACUGGCUCCCAUGCCUGUCGGGAGAAGUCACCACUGUGUAGCUGUCAUGGGAGAUUUUCUGUUUGUAGCUGGUGGAGAGGUUGAGCAUGCCACAGGCCGCACUAGUGCGGUAAGGACUGCCUGUCGGUAUGACCCCCGUAGUGACUCUUGGGCUGAAAUAGCUCCAAUGAAGAACUGCAGGGAACAUUUUGUACUGGGAGCUGUGGAUGAGAACCUCUAUGCGGUAGGGGGAAGAAAUGAACUACGUCAAGUUUUGCCUACAGUCGAGCGGUAUUGUCCUAAGAAGAACAAGUGGGCCUUUGUUCAGUCCUUUGACAGAUCCCUUUCAUGUCAUGCAGGAUCUGUGGUGGAUGGACUUCUUUGGAUAUCAGGAGGAGUAACAAAUACUGCACAAUACCAGAACAGGUUAAUGGUCUAUGAUCCUAAGCAGAAUAAGUGGAUAAGCCGAAGCCCCAUGUUACAGAGGAGAGUGUACCAUUCCAUGGCGGCUGUCCAAAGGAGGCUUUAUGUUUUAGGCGGGAAUGAUUUAGACUACAAUAAUGAUCGGAUUCUUGUACGCCACAUAGAUUCUUAUAACAUAGACACCGACCAAUGGACGCGCUGCAGCUUCAACAUGUUGACAGGUCAGAAUGAAUCUGGCGUUGCUGUCCACAAUGGAAGAAUAUAUUUAGUUGGCGGCUAUUCUAUUUGGACAAAUGAGCCUUUGGCAUGUAUCCAGGUGCUGGAUAUUAGCAAGGAAGGGAAAGAAGAAGUAUUCUACGGGCCUACACUUCCUUUUGCUUCUAAUGGAAUAGCAGCAUGCUUCCUUCCAGCUCCCUAUUUCACAUGCCCGAACCUCCAGACUUUACAAGUGCCUCACCACAGGAUUGGCACUAUGUGAGAAAAAGAAUGCACCAUCCAUAAAAACAAAAGGGGGGGAAAAGCGCUGCAUACAGCAAUUUCACAUUUGGAUCAAUUAAGCAUGAAAUGCUUCUUUAUCUUCUACACAUUUGUCUUAAAGUCAAAUAACAAUAGGCAAAAAAAUGAACAUUUUUUUCACUAAAGGCUCCACACCUCAGUCUGCAAUUUCUCUCUGGCCCAAAUUAAGAACAUACACUUCAUACCAACCUGUUUGCCAUUUUCUGUGGGUGACAGCUUGUUACCUGCCUCUAUUUAAAUUCUUUAUACAUCUUUGAAAGGCAUUCUGAGUGCACCCAGCAUCCUGCCUGGCCUGUUGUUCCUUGGGGUCUGCACAUUAAAUGGAUGGCCAGUGGCCCUGUUCAAAGACAAUAUAAUACAAUGUUUAUAAGCUUAACAAGGACAAUAUUCUAUUAUGCUAAAUUAUUCAACUUCCAAGGUACCUGUGGCAAAAAGGAUAAAUGCAUUGACCUUCAGUUCCCAACUUCUUCACCACUGAAGUUUCUCAUUUAAGAAAACUUUAUUGGAAAUUUAGAUAGCGUGAAGCAUAAUAAAG
Molecule: messenger RNA, 2907 nt
Organism: Chelonia mydas (Green sea turtle)
Lineage: Eukaryota; Metazoa; Chordata; Testudines; Cheloniidae
Gene: KLHL32
Product: kelch like family member 32
Exons: 11
Coding region: 472-2334 (620 amino acids)
Molecular function (GO): protein binding
Source: RefSeq, a predicted model, not a curated record